This is a messenger RNA of Mirounga angustirostris (Northern elephant seal), 3796 nucleotides long. RefSeq names its product neuregulin 2 (gene NRG2). Gene Ontology annotation, molecular function: signaling receptor binding. Gene Ontology annotation, biological process: intracellular signal transduction; animal organ development; nervous system development. The record is from RefSeq and is a predicted model, not a curated record. The transcript has 10 exons. The coding region runs from base 824 to 3373 and encodes 849 amino acids. Lineage: Eukaryota; Metazoa; Chordata; Mammalia; Carnivora; Phocidae.
UCCAGCCUGGCCGCUGCAGAAAGCCUAGAGUCUUGGGGACUGGACCCUCUCCCAGCCACCACCCUUAGUUAGAUGUCCUCAAUGCCGAGACAAGACUGCACGUAGCCCUAACUCUUUCCAAAAUGACGGGACCGACUGGAACCCUUCCCCACCUCAACUCGAAUCCCUAGAGCUCACUAGGCGGUGGCAGAGCCGAACACGUGGGCUCCAUUAGGGGCCGGCCUCUAGGGUCCUCCCGGGGAAGGGGACAACCUAGGAGGCGGAAGGCUGGCCCGCCACACCGAGCGUGGUACUCUCCCUGGCGGCUGCAGCCCACGGCCGGAGGCAGGGGCCCGCCCUGUGACCCACUCCCACGUUCAUAGGACGGUGCCAGAAUCCCUUUUCUCUACUCCGCCCUCUCCUCCCGCACCGUCCCGCUGUCCUGCCCAUAAAUCGGACGAGCAAAGGUAGCACGAUUCCUCCCGCGCCCCUGCGGGCCGCGAAACCCGGCGCUAAAGCAGUGCAGUCCCGAGCUUCCCCUGCAGAAGCCGCGCUCCUCGCUCGGUCCUGGGGUUGAGGGGGCGCGAGAGAGCAAGUGGGCGGGCGUCCUAUUCUCCGCAGCCUCCUCCAGGUCCCGGCGCGCAGGGUGGGAGCGCCGCGCCGCGCUGCGCAUCGCGGCCCGCUUGCCGCCUGCCCCCUGCCCUCGCUGGGCCGCCUCCCCCGGCUGCCGGUGGAGGGCUCCGAGGCGCUAACGUUACGCUGUUUCCGGUUUUCUAGCGGGCUCUGUUUCCCCUCCCAAGGCGGCGGCGGCGGAGCGGCGGAGCCCCCCAAAUGGCCUGGCCAGAUGCGGCAGGUUUGCUGCUCAGCGCUGCCGCCGCCGCCACUGGAGAAGGCUCGGUGCAGCAGCUACAGCGACAGCAGCAGCCCCGGCGGCAGCAGCGAGAGGAGCAGCAGCGGCAGCAGCGGCAGCAGCGGCAGCAGGAGCAGCAGCGGCAGCAGCGGCGGCAGCAGCGGCGGCAGCAUCUCCCGUCCCGCUGCGCCCCCAGAGCCGCGGCCGCCGCAGCAGCCGCAGCCCCGCAGCCCCGCAGCCCGGAGAGCCGCCGCCCGCUCUCGAGCCGCAGCCGCCGGCGGCAUGAGGCGCGACCCGGCCCCCGGCUUCUCCAUGCUGCUCUUCGGUGUGUCGCUCGCCUGCUACUCGCCUAGCCUCAGGUCGGUGCAGGACCAGGCGUACAAGGCACCGGUGGUGGUGGAGGGCAAGGUACAGGGGCUGGCCCCAGCCGGCGGCUCCAGCUCCAACAGCACCCGCGAGCCGCCCGCCUCGGGCCGGGUGGCGCUGGUGAAGGUGCUGGACAAGUGGCCGCUCCGGAGCGGGGGGCUGCAGCGCGAGCAGGUGAUCAGCGUGGGCUCCUGUGCGCCGCUCGAAAGGAACCAGCGCUACAUCUUUUUCCUGGAGCCCACGGAGCAGCCCUUGGUCUUUAAGACGGCCUUUGCCCCCAUCGACACCAACGGCAAAAACCUCAAGAAAGAGGUGGGCAAGAUCCUGUGCACUGACUGCGCCACCCGGCCCAAGCUGAAGAAGAUGAAGAGCCAGACGGGACAGGUGGGUGAGAAGCAGUCACUGAAGUGCGAGGCAGCGGCGGGCAACCCUCAGCCCUCCUACCGCUGGUUCAAGGACGGCAAGGAGCUCAACCGCAGCCGGGACAUUCGCAUCAAGUACGGCAACGGCAGAAAGAACUCACGACUCCAGUUCAACAAGGUGAAGGUGGAGGAUGCUGGGGAGUAUGUCUGCGAGGCUGAGAACAUCCUGGGGAAGGACACGGUCCGGGGCCGGCUCCACGUCAACAGCGUGAGUACCACCCUGUCAUCCUGGUCGGGGCACGCCCGGAAGUGCAACGAGACGGCCAAGUCCUAUUGUGUCAAUGGCGGGGUCUGCUACUACAUCGAGGGCAUCAACCAGCUGUCCUGCAAAUGUCCAAACGGAUUCUUCGGACAGAGAUGUUUGGAGAAACUGCCUUUGCGAUUGUACAUGCCAGAUCCUAAGCAAAAAGCCGAGGAGCUGUACCAGAAGAGGGUCCUGACUAUCACCGGCAUCUGCGUGGCUCUGCUCGUGGUGGGCAUCGUCUGCGUGGUCGCCUACUGCAAGACCAAAAAACAGCGGAAGCAGAUGCACAACCACCUCCGGCAGAACAUGUGCCCAGCCCACCAGAACCGGAGCCUGGCCAAUGGGCCCAGCCACCCCCGGCUGGACCCCGAGGAGAUCCAGAUGGCAGAUUACAUCUCCAAGAACGUGCCAGCCACGGACCAUGUCAUCCGGAGGGAAACCGAGACCACCUUCUCUGGGAGCCACUCCUGCUCUCCUUCUCACCACUGCUCCACAGUCACACCCACCUCCAGCCACAGGCAUGAGAGCCACACAUGGAGCAUGGAACGUUCUGAAAGCCUGACCUCCGACUCGCAGUCGGGCAUCAUGCUGUCAUCAGUGGGUACCAGCAAGUGCAAUAGCCCGGCGUGCGUGGAGGCCCGGGCGCGGCGGGCAGCAGCCUACAGCCUGGAGGAGCGGCGCAGGGCUGCCAUGCCAUCUUACCACGACUCCGUAGACUCCCUGCGUGACUCCCCACACAGCGAGAGGUACGUGUCGGCACUGACCACGCCCGCGCGCCUCUCUCCCGUGGACUUCCACUACUCGCUGGCCACGCAGGUGCCGACUUUUGAGAUCACGUCCCCCAACUCGGCUCACGCAGUGUCGCUGCCGCCGGCCGCGCCCAUCAACUACCGCCUGGCGGAGCAGCAGCCACUACUGCGGCAGCCGGCGCCCCCCGGCCCGGGGCCCGGGCCCGGCGCGGACAUGCAGCGCAGCUACGACAGCUACUACUACCCCGCGGCGGGCCCGGGGCCGCGGCGCGGGGCCUGCGCGCUGGGCGGCAGCCUGGGCAGCAGCCUGGGCAGCCUGCCCGCCAGCCCCUUCCGCAUCCCGGAGGACGACGAGUACGAGACCACGCAGGAGUGCGCGCCCCCGCCCCCGCCGCGGCCGCGCGCCCGCGGCGCGUCCCGCAGGACGUCGGCGGGGCCCCGGCGCUGGCGCCGCUCGCGCCUCAACGGGCUGGCGGCGCAGCGCGCACGCGCGGCGCGGGACUCGCUGUCGCUGAGCAGCGGCUCGGGUGGCGGCUCGGCCUCCGCCUCGGACGACGACGCGGACGGGGCGCUGGCGGCCGAGAGCACGCCUUUCCUCGGCCUGCGCGCCGCGCACGAUGCGCUGCGCUCGGACUCGCCGCCGCUGUGCCCGGCGGCCGACAGCAGGACUUACUACUCCCUGGACAGCCACAGCACGCGGGCCAGCAGCAGACACAGCCGCGGGCCGCCCCCGCGGGGCAAGCAGGACUCGGCGCCCCUCUAGGGGCCCCCGCCGCCCGCCGCCCCCUCCGCCUCGCCUGCCCCACUGUCUUUAAGGAGAACAGAGACCAUCGCCUGGAGAGAGAAAGGAGGAAAAAAAGAAAUAAAAAUAUUUUUAUUUUCUAUAAAAGGAAAAAGGUAUAACAAAAUGUUUUAUUUUCAUUUUAGCAAAAAUUGUCUUAUAAUACUAGCUAACGGCAAAGACGUUUUUAUAGGGAAACUAUUUAUAUGUAACAUCCUGAUUUACAGCUUCGGAAAAAAAAAAGAAACAACAAAAAAAAGAGAUGGGCCAAUUUUUUGACUCUUUAAUAGAAACCUAUAUUGUGGUGCCUUUUGCUGUACGCUACUCUGGAGCUCCUGGAGAGAAGUCGGGUUGUGGGGUGGGGUGGGGGUGAGGGGAAUGUAGGAUCCCAAGCUGGCAGGGGUG